AUGCACCAGUAACUUCUAACUUCUAAGACGGAAGUGAUUGUAAAGACCCGACCCACACAAGCAGUACAUAAGCACUGUUGACGAUGAUGUAAGUUCUGUAGCUUCAUGAGUUUGUGGAGAAAUUACACAGUAUCGAUGCUGCUGUCAUGGCGAUCCCUGCCUCGGUCUGUGGCAGUGGGAAGACGUGCUGCCUCUGCAGUUCCUGCCAGCAUGCUGGACUUUGUUCCAUCCAGCAGCUCGGUGGACAGGAGCUCCUUGGAGCAGCUCCAGGCGUUUGUAUCACAAGCCUCUCGUCUCUUUGUGUUAACUGGAGCUGGACUGUCGACUGAAUCAGGAAUCCCUGACUACCGUUCAGAAGGCGUGGGGCUGUAUGCACGCACAAAUCGUCGGCCAGUGCAACACGCAGAGUUCAUGCGCAGUUCCAAGGCUCGUCAGCGCUACUGGGCCCGCAAUUAUGCAGGCUGGCCUCUGUUUUCUUCUCACCUACCAAACUCAGCUCACCAUGCGCUGAGGAACUGGGAGGAGAAGGACAAAGUUCACUGGCUUGUCACUCAAAAUGUGGAUGCUUUACAUUCAAAGGCAGGACACCAGAGACUGACUGAACUUCAUGGCUGUUCACACAGGGUGGUGUGUAUGGGCUGUGGGCAGCUGACUGCACGGGAGGAGAUGCAGAAGCAGUUUGCUGCACUGAACCCUUCCUGGGAGGCAAGCGUAGGUGAGGUCGCACCAGAUGGAGAUGUGUUGCUGGAGGAUGAACAGGUGCUGCAAUUCAGGGUUCCUUCAUGCCAGUCCUGCGGCGGCAUCCUUAAACCUGCUGUCACGUUUUUUGGUGACGUGGUGGACCGUGAAACUGUGCAGUUUGUGCAUAACAGGCUGGCUGAGGCUGAUGCUGUGCUUGUGGCUGGAUCGUCACUGCAGGUGUAUUCUGGGUACCGUUUCCUGUUAGCAGCCAGUGAGAGACGACUCCCAGUGGCCAUUGUGAACAUUGGUCCUACGAGAGCUGACCACCUUGCUGAGCUUAAAGUGAGUGCUCGAUGUGGAGAAGUGCUCUCAAUCCUCAGUGCCAGCUGAGACCCACAACAGCCAAUGCAUGGAACAUUUUCCCCACUUUCAGUGGUACUCCAACUCAGAAACCUUGUCCUUUUAGUUUUACUUGACAGCGUGUAUAAAACCGUUCGGCUCUACCUCACUGUGCAAUGAUGAGAUGACAAUACAAAACUGGCUAAAUUAACUAUUACUGGUAGCGAGCUUGUUUCAUUUAGUAUACUCAUAUUGAUGAUUGAAAAGAAUGAAGGGGAAAUGAAGAGGGUAGCGGGUUUUAGGUGAUAGUGUAGACACUUCAUAAGAUGUCACUCCUUUUUUUAACCGUUCUAUUACCUGCAACUCAGGGUAACUCAAGUAAGAAAUGUGUGGUGUUAAACUUUUAACUGUAGCAGUGGACUGAUUUUAAGUAGUUUAUUGCCAGCUGAAUACUGAUGGAUUAACUGUGGUCAUUGUGAAGCAAUGAAAAGCUUCUUGACUUGACGGGUCACUGGACAUUAGCCUUAAUUUGUGUUAAUACAUGUAAACUGUUAAAAGAACAUUUGCAAUGGAUUCAUAUGAUAAUAUGAAGAGUUAAAUGUUUAUGGUUGCAUCUGACAUUCAGGUCAUUAUCUCUUGUUGAGUAAUACUCAAUAUUUAAGAUGCGUGUAUGCAUUUACACUUGUACCUCUGAACUCUAAAAUGUGAUUUGUAAAUGGUUAACUACUGUUCAAUGGCUGUUGCUGGUUUUGGGUCAACACAAAAAAAAAAUGUG
Molecule: messenger RNA, 1795 nt
Organism: Hemibagrus wyckioides
Lineage: Eukaryota; Metazoa; Chordata; Actinopteri; Siluriformes; Bagridae
Gene: sirt4
Product: sirtuin 4
Exons: 4
Coding region: 106-1071 (321 amino acids)
Molecular function (GO): NAD+ binding; NAD-dependent protein lysine deacetylase activity
Source: RefSeq, a predicted model, not a curated record